AUGAGCAGAAAUAUACCGAAAACCUCAUGGGGAGACAGGUGUCGCGCCUGUUUCUGCUGGGUAUGCACCCCUUUGGGAGCUUGUAUCACCCUCUACGGCCUAAAUGUGAUUGCAUGGGGAGGAAUGCUCUUCCUCCUCAUGUGCAAUGCAGCCCCCGCAAUGUGUCACCCAAGCUGCGACAGCAUUGACUCACCACGUCGCAUCUGGAUUGAGAUUGACUCUCAAAUUUUGAACGCUUUGUUCUGCGUCACUGGCCUCGGACUAGCCCCGUGGCGUAUUCGCGACUUCUACCAGUGGUGUCUCUGGCGAUUGGGCCGCUCGAAAAGAAUUCGACAGAAAGGGCUUGAUCGCUUGGCCGAGAUUCAUAAGAAUUGGUUUCUCAAGUCCCAAGAACAGAGCACACUCCCCACCAAAGCUCCGCCAAAUGAUCCAGCAGAACAAGCCACGCCCACCCCACUAUGGAAAAUGGACGUUGUGGUGUGGGGUAAUGUCCUUAACACCAUUUUUCAGAUCUGCUUAGCCGUCUGCAUGUGGGCGUGGAAUCGAUUCGAUCGGCCGAGUUGGGCAACUGGUCUCUUUGUGGGCCUUGCUUGCGUUGUCGCUGGGGUUGCUGGAAUUUUGAUGUGGUUGGAGAAAAAACGAGUCAAGAAAGCUAGUGAACACCCCGGUGCUCUUCUUUUGAUCCCUCGUGCUAUGUUUUCAACUUCACCAGGCGAAAGAGGUGGUUAG
Molecule: messenger RNA, 729 nt
Organism: Penicillium soppii
Lineage: Eukaryota; Fungi; Ascomycota; Eurotiomycetes; Eurotiales; Aspergillaceae
Product: DUF2985 domain-containing protein
Exons: 1
Coding region: 1-729 (242 amino acids)
Source: RefSeq, a predicted model, not a curated record